Molecule: messenger RNA, 849 nt
Organism: Cuscuta epithymum
Lineage: Eukaryota; Viridiplantae; Streptophyta; Magnoliopsida; Solanales; Convolvulaceae
Source: the annotation of a GenBank genome assembly
AUCUCAUCCAAAAUCUAAUCUUCCGAAUUAAACAUCCCCCAAAUCACCUCUCUGAUUCAUUCAUCUAUAUAUAACAGCAAAUCGUUCCCAAUCCUCUCACAAACCAAUCCCAAAAGCCAUAUUCUUCUUGUAUCAAUUGAUUCAGAUCUUCUUCGUGUAUUAACAAUGGCAUAUAGCGAGUGUGAAAACUUCCAUGUUUUGGCCGUCGACGACAGCAUCGUCGACCGGAAACUGAUCGAGAGGAUCCUGAAGGCCUGCUCCGGCGACAAUGUGAAGGUGACGGUGGUGGAUUCCGGGGCCAAGGCUCUGCGGGUGUUGAAUGAGGUGGGAGCGGAUCUGAUAAUCUCCGACUACAGUAUGCCGGGAAUGACCGGCUACGAUCUGUUGAGGGAGAUCAAGGGAUGCUCUGCUUUGAAGCACAUCCCCGUCGUCAUUGUGUCGUCGGAGGAUAUUCCUGCCCGGAUUAACACCUGCCUGUCGGAAGGCGCCGAGGAGUACUGCCUGAAACCCGUCCGGCUGUCGGACGUCAGACCGCAUCUGCAGAACGCCUGUAAAGGAAGAGCGGCUACCGGAUUGGCUUCUAGGUCUUGUGGGAUCUUUUGAAUCAUUCCAAUCAGGGAUUCUUGCCGGUGUUGUUGUGAUUUAGAACAAUUUUGCUGUGUCCAUUUCGGAUUUGUGAAGAUAUUUUAAAUCUUAGAUACUGUGAUGUAUUUAAUUUUUUAUACUAGUAGCUUUUAGAUGAUUUGAUUAAGAUAUUUGUAGUGAAUUCGUGAUUCAAUUAGAUACUUUCAAAACUCAAUUCCUAUGAAACUUUGUGUUUGUAUAAUUUAAGUGAAGCGCUUUGGUUGC